Messenger RNA from Mytilus californianus (California mussel), 3523 nucleotides. RefSeq lists its product as uncharacterized. The transcript has 2 exons. The record is from RefSeq and is a predicted model, not a curated record. Gene Ontology annotation, biological process: G protein-coupled receptor signaling pathway. The coding region runs from base 1707 to 3458 and encodes 583 amino acids. Lineage: Eukaryota; Metazoa; Mollusca; Bivalvia; Mytilida; Mytilidae.
CUUGUCAUCACAGCUAACUAUACCAUAUCAACAUAUCUUGAUGGAAUAAAAAACAUGCUUGAAGACAGAGAUUGUGAGACAUCAGCUAUGGUUGUGACAAGUAAUAUGAAAACUAACUAAUCUUGUCACCCAAUGAAAUCCGGAGAUUUUUAUCAUGUUAUCCAUCAAGCUUCCCAAAUGAUCCAUCAGUUGUCUUUAUUGAUUUCAUAAGAAGUUAUUCAUUGCUUGUGAAAAGUGAGAAUUGUUGAAGUAUUGGGAAAAUAUACAAAACCAUGCAUGUUAUGGAAAGCAUAAGAUAUGACAUUUUGGCGAGCAUGAAAAUAGUAUGUUAUUAACGCACAAAUCAUCAGUAUAACAGCUAAUAUACCUGAAACUAUAAAAAUCAUCCUAUAAUCAGAGAUGAAACAGGACAACUGGAAAGUACAGCUAAGUCAUUUAAACUGGAGAUUUGAAAAUCCAUCAGGGAUUUUAUAAUUGUGAAUGAAAUUUACCCAAAUGUUAUAUUGAAUUUUUUUCAACAUAUGCCGAUGGAAUCAGUUAGUGUAGGUUCGUAACAGGUUUUGUCUUAUUGAGUUUGUCGACGUUGAAAUCAAUUACAGCUCAACCCAUAUUGAAUUUGACACAAGGACAGUAUUAACUAAUGAUAGAACAGAAUUCUACAAAUAAAGAAAAUGACAAUCCAACUUAUAUCAAUAUUGUCAGUGUGUGUCCAUAUAGUCAUCAAUUAGAUCAUAUCUUUUUUAUAACAAAACUGACUCCAAAAGAGACAAAAAUAUUUCUGAACUGAAAUUAUCAUUCAGGCAGCCAGACAAUAAAUUAAGGAAGGAAUAAAAUUUAAUUGGAGAAAACAAAAAUGUUUAAAUAUAGAAAUGGAUAUAAUAAUGAACCAUCUGGUAAAAGUUAAAAUUGUGAAACUGACGAAUGACUACGUUAGACAUCAUAUUAUGAUUAUUGAUCACACUAUUGACAAGUAACUAUAGAGUCGUUAAACUUGAACAUAUUUCAUUUUAAAAAGAUAACACUUCUCAAGGAGUUAAUGCUGUAAUUGUGUACACUAUUAGACAUUUUUAACCUCUGUAACAACUAAAUGCAAUUUACUGCAAGAAGACAACAGUGAAGGAUACUAUACAAUGUUAACACCAUGAAGAAUUCUUUUUAACAAGAAUUUAGCCAAAUUAUAGCAGCAUACAAAUGGAUGAAAUCUAGAAGUGUUCAACAGUAAUUUCUUAAACAUAAGUAAGCACAAGAAUAAACUCGUUUGGAAGCAUUUGAAAUAGUCUUGGAUGUAUUUAAAAUAGUCUCGAAAGAAUAUAAAAUAUAUGUUACAUGGGAAUAUGUUCAUCACUGUGACGCAUUAUCAUGGAUUGCUUUGAUAAAUGUGAGUCUGGAAAAUGUUGUUCUAACAGUAAUCUUGGUUAAGUGUCUAGUACCGUGAUUAUAGUUUCAUUGUGACCAGGCAGUCAAUCAAGUCGUCUGAACGGACUUGAUUUCAUUAUUUUGUUUCUACCAUUUCCGAUAACUUUCAGACUGCAGAUCUGUUUCAUUUUUAACUUUUCUUUUCCAUUAUCAACAGCUUAGCAAAGGAUGAAAAUAGGAAAUACAAGCUUUCCUAGAUCAAAAGACAUUAUACGUUGAAAUAAACAAAAUGCAAUAAACUGGACGAUCGAGUACAAUUUAGAGCAUACAAAAAGAGACAUUUUAACAAAAUGGCUGGUGCAGGGAAUGUAACCAGUGUCACUCAAGUAACAGACACUGAAAUUGAACUUUAUUCAGUGGUGCUAUCAUCAACUACGUUGUGUCUUGCCUUAUUUUUUGGAAGCGGUGGAAAUAUAACCAUUUUGUUAGCAAUGUGUUUUAAUGGACUUAUGUCACGACUACGAUACAUAUUUUUGUCGAUAUUACUAAUUGUUUGUACAUUAUAUGACUUGUUAUGGUGCCCACUAGAGAUAUAUCAUCUUAUACAUCAUCACCAUUCACCAUACGAUGUAGGAUCAAAGGUCAAAUUCGCAGGUCAGUGUCUGUACAUAUGUCUAUUUACUGGAUUAUUCUGCAGUCUGGUAAUGAUCAGUAUUCACAGUUUGUGUGUACUGAUGGACAAAUUAGUACGGAAAUAUUCGAAGUUAAUAAUACUUAUUAGUAGCGUCAUUGCAAUAGUAUUCGUUUCUGUAAAUACGAUUGGAUAUUCAGUCCUAUCUACAAAAUAUGAAAUUUCCAACUCAUUGUCUUACUUAAUUCUGAACAGUUAUUCAUACAUAUAUCGUGUGACCUGUUACAGUGUUUGUAUAGCUUCUUCUAUUAUUGUUAUGGUGAUAAUGAUUGCCAUGGUAAUUUAUAAGCAAAAUGUUCGGACAGAGAAAACAUGUGAAGAAUCUGACUACUCAGAGCCACCAACCCCUGAGAGACUAAAUAUAAACAUACCAAGCUUACUCAUUAAAGGUGCUGAUGAUGAUAAUGAUAGUGAUAACGAGGAGAACGAAAACAACGAGAAAAAAUCCUUUCAUGAUUCUACAAAACAUCUUGGUCCACAAGAUGUUUCAUCAAUAAAAGAUGACAAUACUUCUACAUUAGGAGAGCUACCAUCUCCUUCUCGUACAAAAAAUAAUCACCUUAGUGUAAAUAUGGCAGCCAUUUUAGGCAGACGUCGACAUACAAUUGGCCAAAUAGGGUCCACAGGCCUGGAUGUAAUGGAAAAGGCCAAACAAUACAAUUAUGUAAGAAAGUUCUCUGUGGAUAUUCAGGCCUUGCAAGCACAAUUAGAAAAUCCUAAAAUUCAUGGAGGAAACUUUCCUUUUAGAUCAGAUACUGAAUUACAAAAGACUGCCCAGAAUGACAGGAAAGAGUUUCUUAUACGUAGACCACAAACUCCUAAUUUGGAUUCAAGAAUGUGGGAGAAUGAUUUCUCUGAAAGCAGAGAAGACAUAUCGAAAAGUAAUGAAGAAUGCUGUAGGACUUCAAUCCAUUCUCAAAAGUCUACAAAAUCCAACAGAUCUAGCAAAUCAUAUAAAUCCAGUAGGUCAAAUAAAUCCAGCAGGUCAAAUAAAUCAAGCAGACGAAACUCUAGUCAUGACACAGUCAGUCCUCCAAUCAUAACCCUAUCAGAAACAACAGCGGAGGAACAACAUGUCCUUGACCUUCAAGAAGACAAAGGACCAACUUACAUAAAGCUUUGUUGUCUAUUAAUAGUAACAUUUAUAUGUUGUUUACUACCCAUGUAUAUAACGGAGACUGUUCGUCAUCGUUUAUCAUCUGCCGCGUACAUUAACAUUGUGACCUGUACUAUGGCUCUGUCUGUUGUACAGACAAUUAUAUAUCCACAUGUUUUAUUCUGUAUGGAUAACUUUAUACAUAAUUCUGUACAUAAAUUUUUUGGUAAAUUUCACAGCCAAGUUAUGUUGGUUUGUUAUGAAAGACAAGCAGUACCUACAGACAACAUUGAUAUUACAGUUACCCAAGUGUAGUAUGUCUAUUUAUAAAUAUAUUAUUUCUAUUUCAAUAUCAUAUUGAAUUAUAUCAUGUAUAACUG